This is a messenger RNA of Cottoperca gobio, 2612 nucleotides long. RefSeq names its product plasmalemma vesicle associated protein a (gene plvapa). Lineage: Eukaryota; Metazoa; Chordata; Actinopteri; Perciformes; Bovichtidae. Bases 348 to 2315 code for a protein of 655 amino acids. The transcript is spliced from 6 exons. Gene Ontology annotation, biological process: regulation of vascular permeability; positive regulation of cellular extravasation. The record is from RefSeq and is a predicted model, not a curated record.
UUCCCAUCAAGUGUGUGGCCAGAGAAGUUUAUAAAUUCCUACCCAUGUUUAUGCCUUACUCACAAUCUGAUCAAUUCUCAUGCUAUCAACACUGCUGAGAGGAAACGUCUGGUCCACGUCUGUAGUGCGUUUGGCUUUGUUAGAGGAAGAGGAGAAAGCUUUAUUGGACUGAAAUCCACCGGCUGGUAUGAAAUAAUUCAGCUUUGUGUUAUUCAUUCAUUUGGCUUGCUUGGAGUGUUGAGGAGCAACAUGAUUGUCCUCUGAUUUAGAAAUGAACCUAAUUUGAACUUUCCACUCAUAGUAAUCCUUGAGCCUUCCUAUUUCUUUGUGACCGUCCUUUAGCCAUCAUGUACAGCAGUGGCUACUCCCAGGUCUCCAAGACCAGCCCGCAAGCCCAAAAGAAGAUGCAGUACCGCUCAAAGGGCAAGAGCUGCGGCUACUACAUGCGCAUUGUCUUCUUCUUCUCAUCGCUCAUUCAGUCUCUUAUCAUAGUCAGCCUCGUGCUCUUUCUGGUCUAUGGUAAGACGCAGGACUCGGCAUCCACAUCACGCAUCCUGGACCUGGAGGAGAGCUUCAGCCGACUCUCCAUAGAGAAUGUCGUCCUGAGGCAGCAGAGGAAGAACCUGACCAACUUACUCAACACCACCCUGAUUGUGAAGGCCCGCAACGACUGGGACCUUGCCAAACUCCUGGACAUCGCCAACAUCUCAGCAAUCCUUAUCCAAGAAAUGGACAGGAAGCAGCACCAGUGCAUUAGCGACUUGUUCUUUUGCAAGAGCGCAGGACAAUUUAAUGCCCAAUGCCCAACCACAUUCCAACUUGCUUCCAACUGUAACUGUGGGCCACUAACUGAUCAGCUAAGAGCCAGGCUUGCGCUUGUGGAGUCCAACUUCACGCAAACAAGUCAGAGGAUGAGCAGGGAAAUGGACCAGAUUGUCAAAGAGAGGGACGACAUUAACUUGGAGGUCAUCCGUCUGCGGAGAGUCAAAUCCACACAUGAAAAGGAAGUGGAUUUCUUCAAACAAAAAUGCAAAGAUGACUUUUCCCAGUCCUUAAAUGGUAUCUCCAAUGUCUCCAAGGCUUUCCUAGAGAAGAUCAAUUCCCUCUUCCCUUCACACAUCGCCUUCCAGCUCACCUGUCCAAAACAGAGGGAACACCUGGAGCAGAUCCGCAGCAACUGCACCAGCCUGUCUAUGGAAGUGGAGGACAGGUUUCAGCGUUACCUGAAUAGUGUGGGAGAACGGGUGUCGGGCAUCCAGUCUGAGAGCAGCCGUCUUAAGGCAGAGAACUGGCGACUGACUGAAGACUACCGAGGGUGCAGCACGAACCGCACGGGCCUGAUCCUGCAGCACAGGCAGAACUUGGACAAGCUUCAGCGGAAACACGAUGAGGACAAGGAGAGGCUCCUGAUGGACAAGAUGAAGCUAAAUGGAGAUAUAGAAGUCCUGAACAACAAUGUCAAGUAUAAAAGUAAAGUGAUUGAUCACCUUACAGAGCAAAACAAGCAGCUCAACAUGUCCUGCAUGUCUAAGACAGGGUUUGGUGAAUUUGCCGGCGGCUCAACCUCUCGCACAGGCACACUCUCUGGUGGGGGUCAGCUUGGUAGGUUAGGGUUAGCAUUGAAUAAGCCAGCAUCAACUGGGACGGGCUCUUCCUUAUCAACUGGGUUAGGUAGCUCCUCUGGGUCAGUAUACAAUAAGCCAGCAUCAACUGGGACGGGCUCUUCCUUAUCAACUGGGUUAGGUAGCUCCUCUGGGUCAGUAUUCAAUAAGCCAGCAUCAACAGGUUCAAAUGGUGGGGUAGGUUUAAAUAAGCCAGUACUGAGUAGUGGGAGAGGCUCCUCAUUUUCUGGGGCAUCAUCUUGGCCAAGCGGGAUAGGCUCAAAUAAGCCAACAUCAAGUGUUAAAAGUUCCUCAGGGUCAUCUGCUGGGUCCUCCUCAGGGUCAUCCUCUGGGUCCUCCUCAGGGUCAUCCUCUGGGUCCUCCUCAGGGUCAUCCUCUGGGUCCUCCUCAGGGUCAUCCGCUGGGUCCUCCUCAGGGUCAUCCUCUGGAUCAACAAGUAAAAGUGGGUCAAGCAGCUCUGGAUUUGGAUCUUGGUUUACGGGUAGCUCAGGGCAAACUAAGACAGGAAGUGGAACAGGGAAAGCACCAUCAACAAGCAAUAGUGGAACUGGAUCGUCCUUUGGUGCAGGAAGAACGAGUGGACUGGGAGGUGACACAAACAGGGUUGCUCAGCACCUUAUGGCUCUGCAGCGCAUCAUCAACCCCCCCUCUGGCCCAGAAGAGAAACAAGAUCUCUCCAGAAUGUUGGGUUAGUUCACUUUUAUAAGAAAAAAACAAAAAAGAGAUUUAUCUUCCACUGCAUCUAUUACGCACAGCUAAAUGUAAGCUGCUCAUGUUGCAGUCGCAUAUUUUAUAUCAAUAAUAAAUGUACUAUAUAUUAUACAGUGGUUAUGACAGUUUGUACUUCAACAUGCAUUUGAAAAAGUCAUUUGAAUAACUUGAAUGUAAAAUGUGAAGUUUGUGUGUUAAUGAUUUGUAGCAGUAUGAAUAAGCACGUAUUGUAUUUUUAGACUGUAAAUACAGAAAAAUAAAAGCUUUGUUUAAACCUAA